Daphnia carinata is the source of this 1438-nucleotide messenger RNA. RefSeq names its product GPI mannosyltransferase 1-like (gene PIG-M). The coding region runs from base 136 to 1386 and encodes 416 amino acids. Gene Ontology annotation, biological process: GPI anchor biosynthetic process. The transcript has a single exon. NCBI's taxonomy places the organism in Eukaryota, Metazoa, Arthropoda, Branchiopoda, Diplostraca, Daphniidae. Gene Ontology annotation, molecular function: GPI mannosyltransferase activity; alpha-1,4-mannosyltransferase activity. The record is from RefSeq and is a predicted model, not a curated record. Gene Ontology annotation, cellular component: membrane; glycosylphosphatidylinositol-mannosyltransferase I complex.
UCAAACUCGUCUGAAAAUCUUCCCCCAACUUUUGGCAGAUUGUGGAGGUCCAGCUGUUUCAUAUGCUAAAUGUGUUGUAGUCCAAGAAAACUUGAAGCAGAAUGCAUGCCUUGAAGAAUUCAAUCAACUAAGAAAAUGCAUACACAAAUCGGCAAGAAAGAUAGGAACGCGCGUCUAGAAGCUCAGAAUGAAGCUGUAGAAAAUAGUGAUAGUGAAAACAGGAAAUAUAAAGCUUGUGCUGCUGGCUUAGCUGUCCGCCUCUUCCUAAUCCUGUGGGGGCACUUUCAAGACAAGUAUCUGUCAGUUAAGUAUACCGAUGUGGACUACAUAGUUUUUUCGGAUGCCUCUCGAUAUGUGACUCAAGGCCAAUCUCCUUAUCUUCGCCCUACCUAUCGCUAUACGCCGUUGCUGGCAUGGAUCCUGACACCUAACAUCUUCCUCCAUUCGGAUUUCGGCAAACUUUUGUUCUCAGUUAUCGAUUUGAUGAACGGACUUAUCAUAUACGGCAACGUGAGGUCGCGAUUCAGUUCACCAAUUGCGUUCAAAAGUCUUUGCCUCUGGUUAUUCAAUCCCAUCACACUGAUAGUUUCAACACGAGGGAAUGCUGAGUCACUGAUUGUUCUUACUGUACUCAUGACCCUCUACUUUCACGACCAGUGCUCUUACCUGGCGAGUGGCUUUUCACUUGGCCUGGCAGUACAUUUGAAAUUGUAUCCCAUCAUCUACUCCCUGGUUUUCUACACAAGCAUUUGCCCUUCUGUUACACUAUUCCAAAGUCUGAAACCUAACCUUGGUCGAGUGAAAUUAGUUGUCGGUUUUUGCCUCUCUAUCGUCAUGGCCAGCUCCGUCAGCUAUUAUUUUUACGGCUGGCCGUUCCUACACGAAACUUAUCUGUACCAUUUGACGAGACAAGACGUCCGACACAACUUUUCUCCUUAUUUCUACCUACUCUACCUUCAUGGUGGGCUUGACACUGCCACACUGGUCGCAUUAGCUUCGUUUCUACCACAGAUGCUUAUUGUGCUUGUCAUAUCGUGGCGUUAUCGUUCCAGAGCCGACAUUGCUUUAGGCCUCUUCGUUCUCACCUUUGGUUUUGUCACCUUUAACAAAGUGGUCACGUCACAGUAUUUUUUGUGGUACCUAAGUCUUCUGCCUCUCUGUCUUCCUGAGUUAAACUUCAGUAACACUAAACGUAUAGCCAUGUCUUCGGCAUGGUUGUUGAGUCAAGGAUUGUGGCUUCUGUGCGCGUAUAGACUCGAAUUCCUGGGCCACAAUGUCAUGCUACACGUUUGGAUGGCCAGCCUUCUCUUCUUUGUCGUCAACGUCUAUAUUAUGACCCAAGUCCUCCAAGUAAAGAGAAGACGGGGCGUAAAAAAACUAUUGUAAAGACACAUUCAGUUAGUAGCAUGUUAAGAAAUACACGUCUACAUCUAAGUUA